UCUAAUUCCGCAUAGAGCGAAACAAACAUGGCGGUGGAAUGGAGCGUGAAGGGGUCCACGUUGACGUUAAUAUUGUUAUUUUGGUGUAAAGUUUGUACAAACGGAGCGGAGUCCUUGGGGAGCGACAGCCGGAUCCUUGGCAUGCGGCUGGAGAAUAGCAGUAAAUCGGCCGAGAUCGCCGAUGACGGGAUCAUACAGGUAACCGAGGAGAACACGAUCGCGCUCAGGUUCUACGGACUGAACAUCAGCAAUGACACCUGGACGCAGAUUAAGUUCAUUGAUCAGGAGGAAGAAAUCAGCUCUGAUUCGAACAGGACUUGUGCUGAUUUUACUAAAGACAUGAUCAUCGGUACCUUUAUGAAUGUCAGCAGCCAGGGCACAUCUGGAGUGGUGAAUGUCACAAUCAAACCACUUCGGAAAAGUGAGUCCCACAGGGUUUAUGGCUUGUGCAUCAGACGCCACCAAGAUGGAAAGUGGUACCUGUUUGGGGAUCAUGAUGGGAAGUUACGUGUGGUUGAGGAAAAGAAGUAUCUGCUUCCCAUUUGGUUCCAGGUGAUCUUGAUAUGCUGCCUAUUGGUGUUGUCAGGUAUGUUCAGUGGUCUCAACCUGGGUCUCAUGGCUUUGGACCCCAUGGAGCUGCGAAUCGUGCAGAGCUGUGGCACGGAUAAAGAAAAGAAGUACGCACGUAAGAUCGAGCCCAUUCGGAGGAAAGGCAACUACCUGUUGUGUUCGCUUCUCCUCGGCAACGUCUUGGUCAACACCACGCUGACCAUCCUGCUCGAUGACCUCAUCGGCUCCGGUUUGGGUGCCGUGGUGGCGUCGACCAGCGGCAUCGUCGUAUUCGGUGAGAUCGUUCCUCAGGCUCUCUGUUCCCGCCAUGGCUUGGCGGUGGGUGCCAACACCAUCAUGGUCACCAAGUUGUUCAUGUUGUUGACUUUUCCGUUGUCCUAUCCCAUCAGUAAGCUUCUAGAUUGCGUGCUGGGGCAGGAGAUAGGCACCGUGUACAAUCGGGAGAAGUUGGUGGGGAUGCUAAAGGUGACAGAGCCAUACAACGACAUCGUGAAAGAGGAGCUCAACAUGAUCCAGGGAGCUCUGGAGUUGAGGACUAAAACGGUGCAGGGCAUCAUGACACCGCUCUUAAACUGCUUUAUGAUCAACAGCGACACAGUCCUGGACUUCAACACCAUGUCGGAAAUCAUGGAGAGCGGGUACACGCGCAUCCCUGUGUAUGAAGGCGAACGCACCAAUAUAGUGGACAUCCUUUUUGUGAAGGAUCUGGCGUUCGUUGACCCGGAUGACUGCACCACCUUGAAAACCAUCACUAAGUUCUACAACCAUCCAGUGCACUUCGUUUUUCACGACACUAAGUUGGAUUCCAUGUUGGAGGAGUUUAAGAAAGGUAAAUCACACUUGGCAAUCGUUCAGAAAGUGAAUAAUGAAGGAGAGGGAGAUCCGUUCUAUGAGGUGGUCGGAUUGGUCACCCUGGAAGAUGUCAUUGAAGAAAUCAUAAAAUCCGAAAUCUUGGAUGAGUCUGACCUUUAUACUGAUAACCGCCACAAAAAGAAAGUGGCGCACAAUAAGAACAAACGUGAUUUUUCUGCUUUCAAACAAGAGAGCGAAUCUAAAGUCAAGAUCUCCCCUCAGCUGCUAUUGGCUGCUCAUCGUUUCCUCGCAACAGAGGUAAAUUUGUUCAGUCCGUCUCAGAUCUCCGAAAAAGUUCUUUUGCGAAUUCUUAAGCACCCCGAUGUGAUCCAGGAUAUCAAAUUCAACGAGAACGAUAAGAGAUCGGCACACCACUACCUUUACCAGCGAGGCAAACCAAUAGACUACUUCAUUCUCAUACUGCAGGGCCGUGUGGAAGUGGAGGCCGGAAAUGAAAAUAUGAAGUUUGAAACUGGACCGUUCUCUAACUAUGGUGUCAUGGCUCUGAUCGCUCCAACUCUAGAGUUUCGAUCGCCCUCUCAUAUCAGCGGUCUGAAUCGCUCUGCGUCACUGAGCUACACGGACCGCCCUGAAACUCAGUCCGUAAGCGGCAGCAACACGCAGCUCAGCAGCGCCACCCUGACGCAUUACACACCAGACUUCCAUGUUCGAGCUCUCACAGACCUACAAGUUGUAAAGAUCACACGUUCUCAGUAUCAGAACGGCCUGGUAGCGUCGCGACUGGAAAGCUCACAGCAAUCUCCGGACAGUGGACACACGCGUGCAAAUAACAGCACGUUUUCCGUCCCCAAUCCCUCUUUUGAAAACAUGGUCACGCUCACAGACACCCCCGAUGAGACGACAUCGCUCCUCAACGAGCAGAACAGUCUGCCAACCCGUCAGCCUAACCACAACACGCUUAAUGACAGCACCGUCUGACACACACAUGAUCAUCGCUUCUCACUGGCAUGCACCAUCUUGAACUUUGGACAUAUGGAUAUUACCAACAACAGGACAUUACGCACUUUUUCCUGGACAGUGAUUCAAGUAUGUUUAGAUUAUCAUAACUGUUUUAGCGUUAGCAAUAGCAGAUGCCAGUAACUUGACGAUGCAAUAUGUCUAUGAAAAGCAUUCGAACCAGGAAGGCGUAACGUUAUAAAACUUUGCUGGAAGGAAGCCAAAGUGUAUCUGGUCAGCGAGAGAGAAAGAGACGUGUUUUCAACAGACUGACUCUGGCAUUUUAUAGACUGUUCAAAUAGAGACAUUUAUAUAAAUACAGAAAUGUUUAUUUUGUCAUUUUUCUAUCUAGAUUGCUCAAAGAGAUUUGCAGAAAGUCAUCGUAAAAGAGGGAAACUGCAGAUGCCUUUUUUAUUUCGUGUUUGUUCAUAGUCACUCAUCUUUGUACCAAAUUAUAUUUCUGUCAUUUGUGCACGAGUGUAUGUGUGUUUGAGUGAAAGAGAGGAUGACAAUGAGAUUUAGUGAGCGAAUGUGUGUUUGUAGCCUAUAUAAGAUUUAGGCUGUCGGCGCUCAAGCAAGCAUUAACUCAGGGAUAUAGUGACACUGAACUUCACAUACAAACUGCAUGUGCGAUGAUUUCCUGUUCGUUAUAUGAUAUGAUUUCAUGUUCAAGUGAUCAAAAAGUGAAGCAUGCUGUUGUUUAAGUGGUAAAAUAUACAUACUAAGCAUACUGGAACAAAUGAUAUCCACAUGUACUUUUAUUGUUUGAAACUUGUGGUUGUCUGAGGGGACAGGUCAUGUGAUUUGGUGUCAGUGUAUGCGUAGAAUUUCGUCAAGUCCUUUUUAAAUGAAUGCAUUUUUAACUCCAAAGAAAACAAGCAUUAGUUGUUGUAGUGCAAAUGUUUCUUUGUAAAAAAAUUGCGCAAAAUGUUUGUUUGAUAGAGCUCGUAAACUGUUUCUCCCAAUGGACCAGAGGUGAACCAACCAAAAGAAUAUAUCUUUUGCUGUAUUUAUUUAGCAUCAAAUUUCACUCUUUUAUUUUUUAAAUGGUUUUUUCUUUGUUUUGGGAAUUGUUAAAAUGUCUGUGUUUUGUAAGCAGGCUAGUUGGGUGGUUAUUUUUGUUGGGGCAUGGACUCAUUUAGACCCAACUGAGAGUGGAGUGGCGAUUUCAGGACAUGACAUCGUUAUUGUUUGGUUGCUUUGCCUUAUAAUACACUGUUGGUCAUUUGCUUUAAAACCAAAUAUUUUUUAAAAGAACAAUCAAAGUGUAAAGUGUCUGAGGAGACGACACAUGAGUAGCCAAAUGAAUACCUAAAAAGCCUCUUUUAAUCUGUAGCAUCGCUUGAAUUUGAUAUAGAGAGGCAGAAGAACUGCACUGUGUGAGGUAUUUAUGAAGACACUCCCUGUUCUGUCAAGCUUUAAUCGGUUCCUGUUAUUUAAUCAGUCAUAACAUUGUGAUUUACUUUUCUUUUUGAAAACUGAAGCAAUUUGUAUGUGUGACAACCUCUUGAUUCUUUUUAUCUACUGUAUUUUUCCAAGUUAUUUUGUGGUUUGGAAGAGGUCUUCUUUUAGAUUAUCCGAGUUUGGCUAUUAAAUUAUUUAUUAAAUCAGUGUAAAAUGUA
Messenger RNA from Triplophysa dalaica, 4001 nucleotides. RefSeq names its product metal transporter CNNM4 (gene cnnm4b). The transcript is spliced from 7 exons. Gene Ontology annotation, biological process: magnesium ion transport; magnesium ion homeostasis. The coding region runs from base 28 to 2361 and encodes 777 amino acids. NCBI's taxonomy places the organism in Eukaryota, Metazoa, Chordata, Actinopteri, Cypriniformes, Nemacheilidae. Gene Ontology annotation, cellular component: plasma membrane. Gene Ontology annotation, molecular function: sodium ion transmembrane transporter activity; magnesium ion transmembrane transporter activity. The record is from RefSeq and is a predicted model, not a curated record.